Trypanosoma conorhini is the source of this 1167-nucleotide messenger RNA. Its product is annotated as beta-galactofuranosyl transferase. The transcript has a single exon. Lineage: Eukaryota; Euglenozoa; Kinetoplastea; Trypanosomatida; Trypanosomatidae. The record is from RefSeq and is a predicted model, not a curated record. Bases 1 to 1167 code for a protein of 388 amino acids.
AUGGUUUUCCUCUUUUGUGUGUUGUUCUUGGACUCCAUUUUUGAUUAUGACGCCCCGGAGGAACUUGGCGUUGAUCCGCUCGCGCCGGAGUGUAUGGAGUGUGUUGGAGAACGGCUCCUGGUGGAUGCCAAGACGGGCAGAGUGGGAGAUAAUAGUGGGGAGAACGUUAUCCCGUUAAUGGUGGUCCCGCUCAUGCUUGACCUGGUAGAGUUCAAGAAGGUGAUCUGCAAUAUCAGUGUGCCAAUCCGGCGGCUGGUUUUGGUCCAGAACGGCGAGGAGGCGAAGCUGUGGUUGCACCUGCAGAAAGUAGAGAACUUGUAUGGGCGGACUGGGCGCUUGAUUGUGAGGCAUUUCCCGGAAAACACUGCGUAUAGCAGCGCUGUGAACGUCGGGUUGCGUUUCUUGCUUUCGCUCCCCUGCGAGGAAGCACCUUUUGUUGUUGUGACGAACAGCGACGUGACCUUUUCCCCGGAGCUUCUUCCCAAACUCCUGCGUGACGCGUAUGCGCAGACAAGGCACGAUGCAGCUCGCAUGGACGCGUUGGCUGCAGAAGUGGCUAAUGAACCGAACGAGUACAGCCGUGCCUCCGGAAGAAAUAUGAAGUUGCUGCGCUCUACGCCGGAGGAUGGCCGAUUGUCGACCUCAGCGCUGCUCCCCGACCGUAUCCGUUACGCCCCUCUGGACGCGCGUGCAACGGCAUUUUCGCAGCACUACGCAUGCUUCUGUGCGCAGUACGACGGGUGGUGUUUUACUUCUGUUAUCUUGACACGCUUGGCGUUCAGUACGGUGGGAUAUUUUGACGAGAACAUUUACCCGGCCUACUUUGAGGAUGUCGAUUAUCUCUUACGCCUCCGCUUGCGUGGGUUUAAGGAGCGAAAGGUCAGAUACGGCACCUUUGUGCAUCAACUGGCUUUGAAUGCCCGUCUCUCCAAGAAGCUGCAGGUAAAGGAAGCUAUCUGGUAUCGUCGCGUCAGGCAGUUUUCGUCAAACUAUGUGUGCGCCUAUGCGAAAUGGGGGCGUAUGGCGGAGUUCGAUAGUGGGUACAAGGAGCCAUUUAAUGGCACGGUUCCCGUGGAUGUUUGGGUGAGGAUGAGGGCCGCAUACAGCGCAUCCGGGACUACGGGCAUGAUGAGCGGCAAAGAAUUCCAGCUCUUGGCUACAAUAUGA